AUGUUUACAAUGCCGAAACCCUCGGAUUACGAUGAUGUUACUGAGACACCCUCUUGCUCCUAUGCCAGAAACCUGCUGUUUACCAGUCUCUACAGGGAAGAGAAGCAGAGUAGACUAGCAAUACUCGGAGCAAUAGGGUCACUUGUUGAAGAAUGGACACAUUACUAUCUUCGCCACACAAGAGAUCUCACCCAUCACCCUAGUGGAUUCCGUCCGCUUCAUCAAUCCAUCAACCAAAGUCCCCGAGCGAGCUUUACAACGGCCAGAAAUUUAAAGCGAGAAUCUUCUUCAAAACUUGGACUAGAAUUUGACGAUGUAUUCGACGACUUCGAUGGUGAUUCGGAUCCAAGGAUUGUAUCCGCAAGUAGGAGUCCUAUAGCUGUUCCUUUGACUCCGACCUAUGAUUCAGGCUUCGGAGACGAUGAUGAUGAACGACCUGAUUUUAUCUCUCCGACUUUUACGAUAUCGUACAAUACCUCGGUUUUGGCCAUCUUUGAGCAUAUACUGAAUGCAGACGACCGCAGCAGGUUGGAGGAUCUGAAAGAUGAAGUGUUGACAGUGCAUGAAAUGAAAAAUAACCUUGAUAACUACUAUCUUACGCUAUUGAGGUUGUCGACAGACUGCCCACAUAAGGAUAUUAGGAUCAGCAGUCGGAUGGUUCUCCAGAGGGUUGUUAAUAGCGGCAUGCAGUUGCUCGAGCCUGUUAGCACGGGUCCUUCACGCCUGAUUCCAUUUCACGAAACGAUUGGACUUCACAAAUUCAACGCCAUGUUGAGAACCGAUAGUAACAAGCUCAAUGAAAUCCAAGACAACUCGGAUGAAGAGGAUGAAGUUCCUAUAUCACCUAUCCACGACAGUGUUAUGUCGGGCGCUGCCUCAAUUGCGAUCCCCGGCCAAUCGUGGCAUACAUUCCACGGACGAUCCAGGUCAAGGGGCCGUGGGGCUAGUAACAGCAUGUCCUACAGAGGGAAUAGACGUUAUAAUCAAUCAUUUGGCUUUACAGGCUCGAACUCUGACCGUGGAACACCACUUUCACCACCCUCUGGAAAUGAUAUAUUAUUCGGACAACCAGUGCGCGAACGCAGGAGGAGGAAGCACUCGUCAUCACAGGGAAGUUCACAAGGUAGCACCACUUCGUCCAGGCCGGCGUCUAAAGAAGUCCAUUCAUUUCACAAGGUCGCAUGGAUGACGCAGGGAAGGGUGACAAAUAUGAACAAAAUUCUCUCUUUCUUCCCGAAAUAUGCGACGGUCAACAUGGAGACUAUCGAUGGAUUAGUAAAUCGGCCUGGAAGCGCUCUCUCCCGUGUUUGGAAAUUGUACAUCGGUAUCCUUGCCGCUGCAGAGCAUAAAUGUCAAUAUUUUGUCUCGUUGCUCUCAAGAUACUUUCUGGACUACGGCGGCAAUAGGACCUGGCUUCGCGGUUUGGAAUAUGCGCCAAAGAAACUUCAACGAUUAGCAAAACUCAAUACCUUACUUGCUCACCAACCAUGGCGACUAACACACGGUGAUAUCCAAGAUCUAAUCAAAGGCACAAACAACCCAUCUGAUGAACUGGGUGACAACUGGUCAACCUCAGAAGUCGUUCUGGCCCUUUGCAUCCUCUCUUAUUAUCACGCGCAAUCCGGCUUCGCCCUUGCCUGCGGAUUGGUUCCAGAAACCGAUCUCCCCGGUGGAACAGUAGGAUCUAUCAAAAACACUACUCUAUCUAUAGUCCCCUACCUUCAGGUCCCCUCUAAACUCACUAAAGAUGCGGACAAAGAAAACGCAUCUACGGAAAUGAAGCGACUUGACCUCCCGCGCACACCAUCUCCAGGAAUAUCUCUGUUGACCCGUAAACGUCAACAAAUGACGCUCCCAGAUGAGGGCAGCUCUGGAUCACCUGACAAAUGGUUGAAAACGCCUACAGGUUCGAUUCCAGCCUCUCAUGACGUUUCUCCGCUUGCCCAGACCUUCCGCGUCGGCAGUGGCCAUACCACUACCACCCCGAUAAUCAACGACCAAAGAUCACUCAAACUUCAAAAACGCCGCAAAUCCUUCGAAGAUUGUGUUACCGCCGAAGAUAUCCCCCCUCCAGCCCUUUCAACCUCUCUCUCCGCUCCGGGCUCAUACAUCCCUGUCUCCAGUGUCUCGCAAUAUCACACAGCCACCACAGGCCGAGAGUUCUUUCUCUCUCCAUCAUCGUCAACCUCAUCACUUGUUGAAUCUUCUACAAAAUCGCUGAAUGAACAAGUUCCCAUUAAUGUCUUUGCGGAAGACACAGCCCGCUUCCUAUUAUCGCCUUCGAAAACAGGAAUAGCAGGUGUAAGUGACUCAGGUUUUCAUGAAGAGUUUAAUCUAAACAGCGAAGAGUACUCGUUCCUCCCUAUGGAGGAAUUCGACUGGGAAAGACACGCGUGUGAGGUAAUCGGUGAAUAUGUGGAAGGCCUCGAAGACGUUCUCGACUCGCACUUCCAAGCUGUUCGAAAAAUAUAUGAAGAUAAUAGUAACUUCGAGAACGAAGAACCGCUAUCCCACUCACAGCAAUACCAACAGAAUAGCUACUACUCCAGCCAGCCAUACAGUGGUCGCGCUAGCCGUGUAGGCAGCAUAGCUGGUAUCUCUGAAUUCUCAAUCUUCGAUGGCGCAGAAUCAUUCUACACUCCAAAUUCCCGUCUCCAAUCACCCAUCGAAGCCUUCCAUCCCCCCACGCUAUCACAACAGACAACAGAUACGUCAUCAUCUUCCAGAUUCUCCGCUCACGGCCAACCAACAAGUAGUCCCAACGUCACUGCGCAAGAUAUUCCCCAUCUUAGCGAGGCAGUUUGGUUCUAUUCACUGCGUCUUUUGGGAAUCCAAAAGGAUGAUUACUCCUACAGUCAUAUUAAAUUCUUCUUACCAAAGGGAUCUCGCGUGUUCUUACGCAGAAUAUGCGAGCAACCUGAGUUAAUUAGUAUGAGGGAUUGGAAAGGCGUGGGGAUGGGGUUGAAGAGUGAAGAUGUAGUGUUGACGGCACUGCUAGCGACGCAGGCAAGGUUCAUGGGAGAACUAUUGUAUGGAAUCAAGGCGGUUUGCGAGUAUAGAGAGUCGAGGUAUUAG
Messenger RNA from Orbilia oligospora ATCC 24927, 3075 nucleotides. RefSeq lists its product as uncharacterized. Gene Ontology annotation, cellular component: nucleus. Lineage: Eukaryota; Fungi; Ascomycota; Orbiliomycetes; Orbiliales; Orbiliaceae. The record is from RefSeq and is a predicted model, not a curated record. The coding region runs from base 1 to 3075 and encodes 1024 amino acids. Gene Ontology annotation, molecular function: oxidoreductase activity, acting on peroxide as acceptor; L-leucine binding. Gene Ontology annotation, biological process: negative regulation of TORC1 signaling; positive regulation of macroautophagy; cellular response to leucine starvation. The transcript has 3 exons.